This is a messenger RNA of Acaulospora morrowiae, 3276 nucleotides long. NCBI's taxonomy places the organism in Eukaryota, Fungi, Glomeromycota, Glomeromycetes, Diversisporales, Acaulosporaceae. The record is from the annotation of a GenBank genome assembly.
AUGGCUCGACAUUCUCGUUCAAGAAGUAGAUCUCGCUCUCCCCACAAAAAAAGAAAACAUUCACAUCGACAUGAUAGAAAUCGAAGUCGUGAACGCACAAAAGAUUCUAUAAGUGAGAAAUCUAGAGACAGGAGUCGGAGUCGUGAGAGACGUAGCGGUCGAGAGAAGGAUCGCCACAAGGAUGACAGAGAACAUAAACGAUCUAGACAUUCAAGAGGUGAUGAAAAGGAAGACGCACAUGUGAAGACACAGAACUUGAAAGGUUAUGAAGAUAAAAAGACACGAUUGACGAGAAGUUCUAGCCCACCAACUCACGAAUCUAAAAAUGCGAAUAGAUCUCCAAGUUCUAUUAUGGACACUUCUUUUUAUUCAUUGAAGUCUGAAGAUAUUCAUGCGACUUCUAUAUCAGAAAAUUCCAAUGGAGGUACAGAAUCGCAUGCAAAUACCGCAGACUUUAAGUCAUCUGAUUCGGCGACAUCUGCAACAGUAGCAGCCCUACUUGACCAAGAAGAGAAAAUUCGUCAGAGACGUGAAAGAGUUGAGCAAUGGCGAAAGGAAAGAGAAGCUGCUAAAUUGGCGGAAGAAGCAGCUAAAGCAAAGACAGAAACUAACACCGGUGAAUCUUCAACAGUAGACGAAGAGACAAAACAGAAUUUGAAUAAGGGUUGGACAUUAGAUGACGACGAUGAAGAUGAAACUAUGGAAGUUGAUGGCGCUCCAGAAUCCGUGGAUUUAAUGCCAAUUCCAAAGCCUGUCGAUAAGACUGAUUCUCCAGUUUCUCAAGUUAGGAGAAAUCCUUUGCUUGGACUCGGUAACAGAAAAUCAAAUUUUAAAGGCAAAGGUAAAGAAGGGACAGUUGAAGAAGAAAAAAAUUCUGUUUCGUCUUCCAAAGUUUCUAAUGCAGAAGAUACAAGCGAUCAAUUGACGCAAAAUAACAGUGCGGAUGAAGAUCCACUCGAUGCUUUUAUGAAAGAUGUGGAAGUUGAAGUGGAACAUUUAAAUGAACAAGACAAAAAGCGAGCAAAACAAGUAGCGAAAGGUAAAAGUCGAUAUGAGAAAUUGGAAUCUGUUCAGGACGAGGGUGAUGUAGAAGAAGAAGUUGGAAGUGAUCCAGAAGAUAUACUUGCACUUGCGGCUAAAAAGCUUAAGAAAAAAGAUUUGGCUGCCGUUGAUCAUGCUCAAGUUAAAUAUGAACCUUUUCGCAAAGAUUUCUACAUUGAACCUCCGGAAAUGCAUGAUCUAACACCCGACCAAGUAGACCUUAUAAGGGUGGAAUUAGGCGGUAUAAAGAUCAGGGGAAUCGAUUGUCCCAAACCAAUACAGAAAUGGACUCAUGCAGGGUUGCCCGCUGCCUGUUUGCAGGUAAUAAAAAAGUUAAAUUUCGAAAAACCCACGCCCAUCCAAUCCCAGGCCAUACCUGCUAUAAUGGCUGGUCGUGAUGUUAUAGGAGUUGCGAAAACUGGAAGCGGAAAAACGAUAGCUUUUUUACUCCCAAUGUUCCGCCACAUUAAAGAUCAACGUCCGUUAGAUCAAAUGGAGGGUCCAGUAGCUAUAAUUAUGACGCCUACUAGAGAAUUGGCAGUACAGAUUCAUAAGGAAUGCAAACAUUUUCUAAAAGGAUUAAAUCUUCGGGCGGUUUGUGCAUACGGAGGAUCACCGAUAAAAGAUCAAAUCGCAGAGCUAAAGCGAGGGGCUGAAAUUAUAGUCUGUACUCCAGGACGUAUGAUUGAUUUAUUGUGUGCAAAUUCUGGACGAGUAACAAACCUGAAACGAGUUACUUAUCUUGUUUUAGACGAAGCUGAUCGAAUGUUUGAUAUGGGGUUCGAACCUCAGGUUAUGAAAAUUGUCAAUAACGUCCGACCUGAUCGGCAAACUGUAUUGUUUUCUGCCACAUUCCCACGUCAAAUGGAAUCUCUGGCCCGCAAAGUACUAAAAAAGCCUUUAGAAAUCACAGUCGGGGGGCGCUCUGUUGUGGCGCAAGACGUAACUCAAAUAGUGGAAGUGCGAGAGGAUAGUACUAAGUUUGUUCGCCUGCUUGAAAUCUUAGGUCAACAAUAUAAUGAUGAUCCUGACGCUCGAGCUCUAAUUUUUGUUGAUCGGCAAGAAGCAGCAGAUAAUUUACUGCGAGACUUAAUUCGUAAAGGCUACCCGUGUAUGUCAUUGCACGGAGGAAAGGAUCAAUUAGAUCGUGAUAGUACUAUAGCAGACUUCAAGUCCGGUGUUUGUCAGUUGUUAAUUGCAACUUCUGUUGCCGCGCGUGGCCUUGAUGUUAAGCAACUUAAAUUAGUCAUUAAUUUUGAAUGCCCUAACCAUAUGGAAGAUUAUGUGCAUCGUGUUGGCAGAACUGGUCGCGCGGGUAAUAAGGGGACUGCUUAUACAUUUAUCACUCCAGAACAAGACAGAUAUGCUAUGGAUAUUGUCAAAGCGCUGAAAUUAAGUGGUGCUCCGGUGAUUCCUGAAUUGCAGAAAUUGGCCGAUGGAUUCCAAGAAAAAGUUAAAGCAGGUAGUGCCACGUAUUCGAGUUCUGGGUUUGGAGGAAAAGGUCUCGAAAGAUUGGAUGAAGCACGAGAUCUUGUCAAAAAAGCUCAAAGAAAAACUUACGGCGAUGCUGAUGAUGAUACGUCAGAAGAUGAAAUAGAAGAAGAUGAUCUUCUGCCUCAUCAAUCUAAGAAAGAUGAUAUUUCUGGUUUGGGCGUCUCUACUAACAUGUCAAAGGCCGCAACGGCUAUUAUAUCCGGUGCUGUAAAUGGUCAAUCCACUGACCCUGCUGCGAUCGCCGCCCUAAAAGCUGCUCAAGAAGCUGCGGCCCGUGUUAAUGCAAAAAAUGUUGGUGCCAGUGGCGUUCAAAGAGCAAAGGACAUUAUUGCUGAUAUCAACGCGCGUUUCAAGGAAAACAGUGUUCAAGGCACUGCACCUGAAGCUGAUAAGGCUGAAAAUGCCGCAGAGUAUUCUGUUGAGAUUGAAAUUAAUGAUUAUCCACAAAAAGCAAGGUGGAAGGUCACCAACAAGGAACAAAUAUCUCAAAUUACGGAACUUACAGGCGCUGCAAUUACAACACGUGGCACUUACUUUCCUCCUGGUCGCCAGCCUGCGCCUGGAUCCGGUGAGAGAAAGCUUUAUCUGUUCGUUGAGGGAGAAAAUGAAUACGUUGUUGAAAAAGCCAAAAAUGAGAUAAAGCGAAUAUUAACCGAAACUACGCUAAGUGCCAUUGAAGCCGAGGCUCGAAAUCCUGGAAGCACCUCAUUGGGUGGAUAUGGCAAGUAUACGGUUGUUUAA